AUGCCCCUCCCUCCUUCUCCCCUGAAACUCUCACACCGCUACCCAUCAACAAUGGACGACUCACCAAUCUCACCCGGGACGUCAAACAUGAAUGGGUUCUCACUACCAAGCCCUCGGUCUCCCCAAACACCCCGUCUUUCUGCUCCUCCGUCCCCAAUCGCAUCCCGCCACAAUUCAACGGCCAUGAGUGGAUCCCACCGCGAAUCCGGGGAUUUUUCAGGCACCGCCGAGGCAGGGGGCGGGGGCUUAGGAAAUCUGGCAGAUGAGCUUGCUGAUGCCUGGGAUCAAGAAGAUGACGGUUAUGGAUACGCUUCAGGUCAGGAAAACGGCCGCGCGGAGUCACAGCAAAUGGAUCAUAGUGACAUGGAAGAUGCAUAUAUGCAAUCUGUGCAUGAUAUGCGGACUCGAUCGCCAACACCAUCCCCAGAAAGGGAUUCGCUUCACCCAGGAAGGACUAAGAACCGCGCCAACCAUCUGCGACAACACCGGCGACAGGAGUCGCAAUAUGAUGGCUCAGAUUAUGGGCCCGACUCGGACCUAGACGAGGCUGCAGAUAUCUCCCCCGCACUGGAGAAUCAAAUGGCCGAAAUUGAAAGCCUUGUUCGACGGGGCAUAGAAAAUAAUGGCAGCGAAAAUGACCACGUUAUUCAACGGACAGUCGAGUCCUUGAAAGACCUCGGUGGACAGAGCGGCAUUGAGAACAGUGCAAUGAGACUUAUUACUGCGCAUUCCUCAAUCACAUCACAUCUCACACACCAAACCCGCACCCUGCAAUCUCUCAUCCACCCACUCUUGUUCUCUUCCUUCCCCUUACUCUCCGAAGAUGUCAUUGACUCUCUGCUGCCUCUUAUCGACGAAGGCUUAUUGCCAAGUCUCCCAUACCCCUUCCCCGAACAGUCCCGCCGCGGCUCCAGGCCAACCACUCCACAGUCAUCUGCUCAUAACCCACUAGUCUCUCUACAAGCACUCAUCUCCCAAACUGCCGAUAUCACUCAUUCACUUCGCGGUCUUAGUGACACACUCUAUGAGUCAAGGCAAUUAACAUCCACUGCUUCCCGAAGACUACGAUCUGCGCGUGAGCUCGUCGCUGAGAUCCGACGGGAAGACGAGAGCCGCGAAGAGGGCUCCCGAUGGAUCGAACGGGGUGAAUGGGACCGCCGGCUGAAAGAUCGAGAAGCUGGUAAAGUGUGCGGAGAUGUAGUCAGUGGGUUUGAGGCGGUCUGUGGAGAGUGGCGCGAGAAGCUGUUUGGGGCGAAUCCUGAAGUGGCUGCAGCAUAA
Molecule: messenger RNA, 1278 nt
Organism: Penicillium nucicola
Lineage: Eukaryota; Fungi; Ascomycota; Eurotiomycetes; Eurotiales; Aspergillaceae
Exons: 2
Coding region: 1-1278 (425 amino acids)
Source: RefSeq, a predicted model, not a curated record